This is a messenger RNA of Manihot esculenta (cassava), 5064 nucleotides long. RefSeq lists its product as uncharacterized. NCBI's taxonomy places the organism in Eukaryota, Viridiplantae, Streptophyta, Magnoliopsida, Malpighiales, Euphorbiaceae. The transcript is spliced from 11 exons. Gene Ontology annotation, molecular function: protein binding. Bases 463 to 4593 code for a protein of 1376 amino acids. The record is from RefSeq and is a predicted model, not a curated record.
AAAGUUUUAUUUAAUAUAAAGCUUAAAAUUUUAUAUAAGAAACAAAGACCAGAACAAUCUGUUUUUGAUAAAUGAUUUAGAAAAUAAAAAAAUAAGAAAAGGAAAAUAAUCUGAUCUUGUGGAAAAUCAUAGAUGGAAAGAAAAAAGAAAUUAAUCUGAAAUGGUAAAGUUUAACGAAAACGAUCAGAGAAGAAGCACAUGACAAUGGCGAAAAGAGAAGCAUCACAACCCCGUGAAACAGUGACCCAUCUCUCUCUCUUUCUCCGUUCCUUCAGAUAAGAGGAAUACGCAGCCAUGUUCAUGCCGUUCAAAUCUCUCUAUUUUUCUCUCAAUUAUUGAAACCAAAGCCCACACCUUUAUUUAUUACCCCCUCUUCAAUCCCCAUCAUUGUCCCACCCACAAUCCUUUGAUCACCACUUUCUAUUCCCCGCUGAUUUCUGAUUUCAUGACACCCACAUUGACAUGUCGCCGGCGUUGGUAGACACCGGAGCUCCCGUGCAAAAUCCAAAUCUUAACGGUCAGAUUUCUCUUCCUCUUUUGUCUUCUUUUGUUGCCUCUUAUUUAUAUUCGGAUUCUCAAUUUGAACAGCCACCACCACCAAUACAAAUCUCCAUGAAUCCAUCAAAUUUUGGUGAUUUAAAUUCUGGGUUUUCAAAUUCAAGCUCAAAUGCCCAGAAUUUGAGCUCAUCGGGAAAGCCUCGCCCCAAGCCGAGAUUGGUGAAAUUGAGAAGGCAGUCGAAUUCCCAGAAUUUCAAAUCCCCAGCUGACACCUGUGCCUGUCCCGGUUUUAAUCCGUUUCAACCUGUAUCCCCGCACGCUGAGCAGGAUGUUUCAAAGUCCAGUGCAUUUGGAUUUGGUGGCGGUGGGAAGGAGUCAUUUGUUUUUGGAAAUGGUAAAAGUAGUUUUGGUGGCGAUUCAGAUUCGGGAAAGUUGAAUGUGGAGAACCAAGUCAUUGAACAGAUGAAAAAUGUGAGAACUGGGAGCGGAAAUGUGUUCGGGAAUAAUAACUUAAAUGCAAGCCAUAGAAGUGAUUUUGUGUUUGGUAGCGAUAAGAGUUCCAGCGUUGAUGAUAAUAUGAAGAGGUUGACCCUUGAUGAUAAUGAGAUUGAGAAAGUUGUUGAUCAAAGAACAAAACUAACAGCAAAUGAUAUUGCCAAAUUUGGGCUCUGUAGUGGAGACAAUGUGACCACUUCCUUUGGCAAAAGUGCGGGAUUAAAGCUACCAGAUGACUUGAAGAAGGAAUUGACUAUUAAAGAGAGAGGAGAUUUCGGUGGUGGUAGCAGCAUCUCCGGUGCCGAUGAAGCAAAAAAGCCUGGUUUCAAAACUAAUACUAGCAAAUCAUUUGUUGGUCGCUUGGAUAAUGCACUUCCUGAUCAGAUUAAGAAUUUAAAAAUAAAGGACUCUUUGGAUGCUAAUGACAUUGAUAAUAAGACCUAUGAGAAGGACAGUUUUGCAUCUGGAGGCAGGAAAGGCACUAGGAAUCAUGUGGGUAGAGAAACAGAAAACAUACUGUUGAAUGAGAUGGAGAGCAAGUUGAACCUUGCUAGUGCAAUACGAGAAUCUUCUGGUCAAACAGAUAUUGGAUUUUCAUCUUCUCGAACCCAAACAGAGGAUAUGCAAACUGGAAAUGGAGGUGAUAGUAAGUUCCAUGAUUCUGGUAACUCGGUUCAUACUGAAUUUACUUUCAAGGGAGGGUUGCAGGGUAAGGAAGCAAGUGGUGACCAAGUUACUUCUGACCAGCCAAAAGUUGAUACACGACCAAGUGGAGUUGCAGGACCAUCGUCUUCAUUCUCACCCAGUGGUUUGCCUGGUGGGUGUGCUUUUGGAUUGCCACCUACAGGUAGAGAGGAGAAAAGAGAUGGGCUUAUUUUUACAAGCAAGCAAGAAGGUGUUGGAUCACCCUUUGUUGAAUUCAAAACACCAAAUCUGAAAGGAAAUGUAUUCUCUGGCUUAAAUCAGAAAGUGGAAAUCAGUGCGAAAUUUAAAGACUCAAAAGUAAAGAAGAAACGGGGAAAGUUGAAGCAACCUACCAAAGUCCAUCUAUGGCCUGGACAAGAUUUUGUUUCAAGGGAAAGUGGUUCUCACGAAAUCCCAGAGUCGUCUGAACCUAAUUCACCAAUGGAUGUGUCUCCAUAUCAGGAUCCGUUGUCUGAUACUCAAUUUUCUAGGGAAACUUCUGUGGCAUCAGAGGAGUCUUUCAGUCUUGAUAACCAAUGUCCAUCAACUAAUUCACAACCAUCAGCUGUAAAUGGUACCAUAGAUGAAGAUUUGAUUGUUGCAACAGAAAAAAUGGAAAUAAAUGAAGAGUAUGUGCAAUUCAGAGAAACAAAAAAGGAAGGUUCUGGUUACUGUUCUGAUAAAGGUAUUGUUGCUGAAAAUCCUCCAGAAGAUCCCUUAUCAAGGGCUGGAGCAGAAAGCCUGAAAUCUGCAAAUGUAGAGAUAGAUUUUGUCAAUGAUAUUGUGGUUACUUCAGAAGAAAAUGGAGCCAAUUUUAGUACAAAUAUGGAGGGACAAUAUAGUGAUGUCAGGUUUCAAUUUGGUUCUUCUGCAAGUUCUGAGGAUAUAGGUGGUUCUUGUUUCACAUUUGCUGCUGCUACUGCUGCUACAUCAUCAUCAAACUGUCAGCAUAAAACGAAGACUUGGGUUAAAGUUGGUAAUACUUCCUAUAUUUGCAGCCCAAAUGCAAAAGUUUCUUAUCCAUCCUCAAUUUCAGAGGUUACUCCAAUCUCUGGUGCUUCAUUGCCGUUGUCCCCAACUCAUGGCAAGAAAGUAGAUCUAUCCACUCCAUUCCACAUGAUUGGAGAUAAUUCUGAGGGGCUUAGAGGACAGGAGAUGAAACAGGAAUCUGAUUUAACUUCUGCUGCAUCUGUUGCAGCUCAGGAAGCAUGUGAAAAAUGGCGAUUAAGGGGAAACCAACGGUAUACAUGUGGAGAUACGUCUAAAGCAGAGGAUUAUUACACACAAGGGAUAAAUUGUGUUUCUAAAAGUGAGACAUCUAGAAGCAGUCUUAGGGCAUUGAUGUUGUGCUAUAGCAACCGUGCAGCAACACGAAUGUCUCUUGGAAGAAUGAGAGAUGCACUUAGAGAUUGUAAAAUGGCGGCUGAAAUUGAUCCCAAUUUUAUCAGGGUGCAAGUUAGAGCUGCAAAUUGUUACCUGGCCCUGGGUGAAGUUGAAGAUGCAUCACAGUAUUUCAAGAAGUGCUUGCAGAUAGGAAGUGAUAUCUGUGUGGACAGAAAAAUUGCAGUUGAAGCCUCUGAAGGACUACAAAAGGCGCAGUUUUCCUUUUCUGGUCCUGACUGGCAGAAAGUGUCAGAAUGCUUGCAACACUCUGCUGAACUUUUGCAAAGGAAAACUUCUGGUGAUGCAGGGAGUGCUUUGGAACUAAUUUUAGAGGCUUCAACUAUAAGUCCAUUCUCAGAAACAUUACUUGAAAUGAAAGCAACAUCCCUGUUCCUGCUGCGCAAGUAUGAUGAAGUAAUUCAGCUAUGUGAGAGGACUUUUGAUUCUGCUAAACAAAAUUCUUCUCUAAUAGAGGCUGAUUGCCUAUCAGCAGAUCUGGAUAGUAGUGAACUUAUGAAGAACUCCUUUUCUCUCUGGCGCACCCACCUGAUUUUCAAAUCCUACUACUAUCUGGGAAAGCUGGAGGAGGGUUCUGGUUGGCUAGAAAAGCAAGAGGAACUCAUUGCUAAAAGUGAUUUGUCCAGGAGUGCUAACAAGUUAAUGGAAUCAUUACUACCCUUAGCUUCCACUGUACGAGAACUCUUACACCAUAAGGCUGCUGGAAAUGAAGCAUUUCAAGCAGGAAAGCAUUCGGAAGCCAUUGAGCAUUAUACUGCUGCCCUGUCAUGCAAUAUAGAGUCACGUCCUUUUGCAGCUAUUUGUUUCUGCAAUCGAGCUGCUGCAUACAAAGCAUUGGGCCAAAUUACUGAUGCUAUUGCAGACUGCAGCCUAGCAAUAGCUCUUGAUGGAAAUUAUCUGAAGGCACUUUCUAGAAGAUCAACUUUAUAUGAGAUGAUUAGGGAUUAUGGGCAAGCUGCUACUGAUCUUCAUAGACUUGUAGCUCUUCUCACUAAGCAAUUAGAGGAGAAAACCAAUCAGUUUGGAUCAUCUGAUAGAAUGGGAAACUUGCCAAAUGAUCUAAGACAAGCUCGCAUGCGUCUUUCAACAGUCGAAGAAGAAUCCAGAAAGGAGGUUCCUCUGGAUAUGUACCUCAUUUUGGGAGUUGAACCUUUUGCUUCAGCAUCAGAAAUUAAGAAGGCAUAUCGAAAAGCUGCACUUAGGCACCAUCCUGACAAGGCUGGUCAGUCCUUGGCAAGAAAUGAGAAUGGAGAUGAUGGGCUCUGGAAGGAGAUGGGAGAAGAAAUUCACAACCAUGCGGACAGACUGUUUAAAAUAAUUGGGGAGGCAUAUGCAGUACUUUCUGAUCCUACUAAGCGUUCAGAGUAUGAUCUCGAAGAAGAGAGGAUGAAUUGCCAAAGGAAACACAAUGGAAGCAGCAAAUACAGAACACACACAGAUGCACAGAACUAUCAGUUUGAAAGAAGCGGCACUAGAAGACAGUGGAGAGAGGUUUGGAGAUCAUAUGGAAGAUAGCUCGCCAACGGAAGAGCCAGCUGCUUGGUCAAAGAGAUCUUGAUGGCAAUCAUGUGUGCUUGCUUGAUAAGAAUCUCCAUGUUCCAGAGUGACUAUUGUGUAUGCUACGCAUGGUAAGAAUUUUGAGAUUUAUGAUGAAAGUAAAAGAUGGGUUUGAUAUGUUAGCUGCAGUGUUUAUGUAAUUUCAACCGAGGGGUCUUGCAUAUGGGAAGUUGCUUCAGCUAUUUUGAGAAUUGACGACCAACACGCAGCAGAUGCAUGAUGUUUGAAAGCUUUGGUGAAGUUUAGUGUUUUGUCGCCCAUACAGGAUUUUGUCACCAAGAAUAGCAAAAAGAAAUUGGUUUCUAUUGUGAUUUUGACAGAUGAUUGUAAACUUGAUGUGGAAAUUUGUUAAUUUGAGGACUAGGAUUUUUCAUUUGAGGAGAAAAAAGGGAAAAGAUAAUAGAAAAACAAUAAAGAAAUAGAAAAAGA